AUGAACUUUCUAAAUAAAUCAAAGAUAGAAAUUUCAGAAAUUGUAAGAACAUCCAAGACAAAAACAUUGGUUUUCGCUUAUGAUGGAACUAGAAGAAGUCAUUUAAUAAAUGAAAUAAAUAAAAAUAAAGGAACUGAUGAUAGUUUAAUCGAAAUAAAUUGGAAUGAUUAUUCUUCAAAAUCGUUUAAGAAAAUGAUCGAUCUAACAAUAAUGAUGAUGAAACAUGGUAUUCAUACAGUAAUUUAUCCAAUGUGGUUCCCAACACUUGGAAAACGUGGUCCUGAAUACUAUCCGAAAUUUAUUAAAUAUUUAUGGGGACUCAAUUGUCUGAUUACCGAUAGCAGACUGAUGGAUAUAUUUCUUUCACUUGGAAUAAGAAUAGUUUUCUAUGGAGAAUGGAGAGAGUUUUGUAGAAUAGGUAACGAUGAAGAAUUGGAGAAUCUAAUGGAAUCGCUGAUGUCAAAAACCAAACAUUGUACAAAUCAUCUUUUAUUAUUUGGUACCAAUAUAACAUCUACAACAGAAAUUAUUUCUAAGCUUUCAAUAGAUUAUUUUCAAAUUCACAAUAAGUUGCCAAGUAAAAAUGAAUUGAUUGAACAAUAUUAUGGUGUUCCAGUUGAUUCUGUAGAUUUAUAUAUUGGUUUUGAUAGAUUUUGUACUGAUGGACGUCCACCAAUUAUUUCAGAGGAAGGUUCAGAGAAUUUAUAUUUUACCGUUUCUCCACAUAGUUAUUUUAAUAAAAAACAAUUUAGAUCAAUUUUAUUUGAUCAUAUAUAUGCAAGAUCAGUAGUCAACUCUAAAGAUUAUGAAUUAAAAAAGAGUGACAUCAUACUGAUGAAUGAAUUUUACAAUGCAAACUCAAUGUCGACUUUGGGUUGUGGUAAUGUCCAAAAAAAUGGUUACUAUUGGUUUCCAACACCUCAAACUGUGUUGAUAGACAAAUUCAAUGCUACACCUAAAUCCUCUAUCAUUUCUAAAUCGAAUCACUCAAUAUUGGGCAACUUUAAGUCAUUGUUUAAAAGUAAUCAAGGUCAUAGAAAGAUAACACCAAUAAUAACCAAUUCAUCAAUUAUAGAGAAUAGAAAUAAUACAUUAGUUGUAACAAAUUAA
Messenger RNA from Heterostelium album PN500, 1110 nucleotides. RefSeq lists its product as uncharacterized. Gene Ontology annotation, molecular function: transferase activity, transferring alkyl or aryl (other than methyl) groups. NCBI's taxonomy places the organism in Eukaryota, Evosea, Eumycetozoa, Acytosteliales, Acytosteliaceae. The record is from RefSeq and is a predicted model, not a curated record. The transcript is spliced from 4 exons. The coding region runs from base 1 to 1110 and encodes 369 amino acids.